CUCUAAACACUAAACAAUGGACAGACAGCGAAUGCGGCGGACCCCCGGUGCUGUGGUAGCGAUCAACGUCAGAUACGGUGGGCCCUGCAUUGUCGAUAAGACGGCCGAUCCGAUCACCGCUAACUUGCUGCCAAUUACCCGUCCACCGUUUCCCCUCGUCUACGUGACAACAUGGUACCCAAAGCAUUUCAAGCAGGUUACGCGAACACUACGGGCUUCAGAAAGGUUGUAAAGGCAACUAUAUACAUCAAGAAGAAGGAUGGCAUGUCAGAUGAUGACUUCAUCGAGUAUUACAACAACAACCAUGCUCAGCGAGCAGUUCCCAUUCUUCAGCGCCAUGGCAUACUCAGCUACAGCCUUACAUAUCAUCUAGAGCGAGAUCGCAAAGCUAUACAAGACAUCAUGCACGGCAAAGCCAGACUUAUGGAUUAUGACGCCAUCUGCACCUUUGUCUUUCCCGACUAUCUGGCCCUGGCCAAGUUCAUGUACGAUAAAGAUGGAGCCGCGCUCAACAGCGACCAUGAAAACUUCAUGGACGACAGUCAAAUGAAGAUGAUGGUCGGAGACGAGUACAUGCUGAUCGAAAAUGGGGAUAAAGUCGGAUGACCGAAUUGCAAUCGAAGACGCAGUCUCCAUGGGGUAUCAUUGA
Molecule: messenger RNA, 649 nt
Organism: Alternaria alternata
Lineage: Eukaryota; Fungi; Ascomycota; Dothideomycetes; Pleosporales; Pleosporaceae
Exons: 2
Coding region: 172-606 (144 amino acids)
Molecular function (GO): oxidoreductase activity
Source: RefSeq, a predicted model, not a curated record